Molecule: messenger RNA, 1992 nt
Organism: Phragmites australis (common reed)
Lineage: Eukaryota; Viridiplantae; Streptophyta; Magnoliopsida; Poales; Poaceae
Exons: 4
Coding region: 118-1761 (547 amino acids)
Source: RefSeq, a predicted model, not a curated record
ACGGGCGAGGCGAGGCGAGCCAGGGCCCAGAGGGAAGGAGACGAGGAGUCGGAUGGAUCCGACGAACCGGCCGGAUGCGCCGCUCGUCGGCCUGCGUUGGGCCGCUCGCACCACUUCAUGGACAAGCAAAUCCUCGGCCUCGCGGCUGCGGGCUCCGGCGCCGGCGCCACCGCGUCCUUGCCCCCUCCCUCCGUCGGCGGCGGCGGGCUUGUCGAUCUGAUGAGCCCCGACCCGCAGGAGGAGGCGGAGAGCCACCACGCGCGCCGCCCUCACCCCGGCGGCUCCAACGGCACCAGCACUGACGAGGUGCUGCCCAGCUACAACUUCCAGCCCAUCCGCCCCUCCGCCGCCGCCAGCACCGUCCCCGCCCCCGCGGCGGGCGCCUGGGGGUCGCUCGACUCCAAGGCUGCGUCCUCCAUCCUCAAGAGUGCUGGUGGAUUGGAGCCUCAUGUGCUAAAGAAAGUUAGUCAUGAAGAAGAAAGGAGCAACUUCGGUGGAGUCACUAUAGUGGAUAUUGAUCGGACCAUGAAGAAAUAUGCUGAUAACCUUCUACAUGCACUCGAAGGUGUAAGCUCAAGGCUUUCACAGCUGGAGGACAGAACAUACCAUCUCGAGAGCUCUGUUGGUGAGCUGAAGUUAACAAUUGGUAACAACAAUGGCAGCACUGAUGGAGAACUGAGACAAUUUGAGUACACACUGCGUGAGGUUCAAGCCGGUGUGCAGAUUUUGCGUGACAAGCAGGAAAUUGUUGAGACCCAGAUCCAACUUGCAAACCUCAAAGUGCCCAAAGCAGAGGAUGCUCAAUCGGAAACUACUGGUGCUGGGCAGGCAGACUCACGGCAGCAGCUGACUCCACCCCAGCCGGCCAUUCAACCACAAAGCCAAGCCCCUCCCCCUGCCCAACCACCGGCAACACUGCUUGCCCUUCCUGCUCCAACUGCGCCACCUCCUCCUCGGCUUCAAAACCAAUCUCCAUCACAAUUCCCUGGCCAUUUACCACAUUCCCAGGUGCCAUCAGUUCUUCCUGCUCAACCAGCUCCAUCUGCAGAGCCAUCUGAGGCCACCCACCAGCAAUACCAAGCUCCACCAGCUCCGCAACCUCAGGCGCCGCAGCCACAACCAUCACAGCGUUACCAAGUCCCGCCUCAGUAUGCUCAAUAUUCUCAACCUGCAAGUGUUAACCCCUCAGUGCCCCAGCAGCCAGAAGAACCAGCACCAUAUGGGCCUCACACUCAGAGCUAUCCACCGCCACCUUACAUGCCACCUCCUGGCGGACCUGUUGCUCCUUUCUAUGGACCAAACCCUGGCAUGUAUGAGCCUCCUGCUAUCAGGCCUAACCCCGGGCCACCGCCGCGCUACAAUGCCGGAUACAAACCGCAGGGUGGCGGUGGUUUCUCCGAAUCAUAUGGUUACACCGGGUCUCCAUCCCACCGUGCCAGUGCUGGAAUGAAGUCUCCCUCGCCUUUCACCCCCGCAGGCGCCUCUUCUGGAGGAAGCGGCAACUACGGCAGGCUCCCCGCCGCUCAGGUGCUGCCCCAAGCCGCGCCAGCCAGCUCCACCUCAAGCUCCUCUUCCGGCAACAAACUGCCCAUCGACGACGUGGUCGACAAGGUUGCCACGAUGGGCUUCUCGAGGGAGCAGGUCAGGGCGACCGUGCGCAAGCUGACCGAGAACGGGCACAACGUGGAUCUGAACGUGGUGCUCGACAAGCUGAUGAACGACACCGACGCCCAGCCCCAGGGAAGCUGGUACGGGCGGUGAGUAGUGCUGCUCGGGCCGCCGGCCGGUCGUUCCUGAAGCAGAGCAGCCUGUGUAUAAUCGUUCAACAGAAAUGGAACCAUUUCUUGCAUUCACCAUUAGAGCUACAACGUCCAUUGGUGCAGUUGUUAAUGACUUGCCAGAAUGAUGCACGAACUGCCGUGUUCACUUGAAUUUAUUUAAAUAUUAUUAUUUUAUAUGUUAAUUUAAAAAAUAAUAUGUAAAUUACGAAAA